Erpetoichthys calabaricus (reedfish) is the source of this 3059-nucleotide messenger RNA. It is a transcript of the gene tbc1d14, whose product is annotated as TBC1 domain family, member 14. The transcript has 14 exons. Lineage: Eukaryota; Metazoa; Chordata; Cladistia; Polypteriformes; Polypteridae. Bases 213 to 2600 code for a protein of 795 amino acids. The record is from RefSeq and is a predicted model, not a curated record.
ACGAAAGAGCUUCAGAAGUUUCUUUUAUUGCUUUUGUGACUGUAGCAGGAGUAAUUCUGCCAUAGGAGUGUUUAUCCGUUGGGCUGGAAGCUUUCUUGUCGUGUGCUAUUUACUUUGUUGGUGGUAGUGGUGCUGGUGGUACAGCAGGUGGGAGGUGGGGGGGUUGGUCUGUCUUUAGAGAACUUCAGUUAAUUCUGAGUUUCUAUAGCAGAAUGAAUAAUGCAUGGAAACAGCGGCGGCGUGCGCCGCAGGUGGUGGGCCUUGGGGUUGAUGGCGGUGCGCGGCAGUUACACUUUUCCUCACAGAGCGUUUUAACUGGAGACUUUCUUUUUUGCGGUGAAGCUGCCUUGAAGAAAGGAGCGUCGCCAAGUCCACAGCCGGGGACCUCAAGAUCAUGGAGCAGACUGUCUACCUACGCCUGGCGGUUGCCGCGGCUCCUGCGCACCUGUAAACCCCCCGGAACCCCUCGGAGAAGGAGCGGCAGCCAGGGUAAAUCUCCAGCUUGUCUGAUGGAUAUAAAUUUCAGCACAGACCAGAAAUCAUCUGUAGCAAUGGGCAUUCCAGAUAUAGUUUGCAUUAAUUCAGUCAUGCAGGAUCUUGAAAACUGUCAUUUAAAUGCACCAUGUUCCCAUUCUGUUCCGAUUUACAAACCUGAUUUGCACUUUAUGGGGCACAAUAACGAAGAUACAAACAGCCUUGCAUCCCAAGACUCUGGCAUUCCUACACUUGAGAUAAGUAAUCCCGAGCCUAUAAACUGUUUUGGAAUGAACACUAAGCAUUACCAAACCAGUAAUAUGUUCUGCUGUGAUCCUGUUUUGACAAGUUCUAGUGAUAUGCCUUCCAGCUACCAGGCCAGGGCUGUGCUGAACUUGAACUCUGAGAACAGUUUAAGAAAGUCUUCCACAUUUCCUAGGAGUGGAUUUGACACACUAAAGCUCUGUAGCCCUUCUUCACAUGCUUUGAACAGGAGUGAUGAUAUCUCUGUAUGCAGUGUCUCCAGCCUUAGUACAGAACUAUCUACUACACUUUCAAUUAGCAAUGAGGAUAUUUUGGAUUUCAUGGUCACCAGUGACUCUAGUGCUAUUGUUAAUCUUGAAACGGAUGAAGCACACUUCUCUGAUGUCACACUCACAUCUCAGCCUGAUGUGUGUGAGCAGACUCUACAGUGGCCUCGUUCAGGUACCCAAGUAGGAAACAGGUCUGGAAAACUUGGACAUUUUGCAAGUUUCUUUACCAGAAGUUUGUUUGUAAAGAAAGUUAAAGAUGCUAAACUUGCGGAUCAAAAAGGACCUGGUUGGAAAUUGUUUGGCAAAGUACCCCUUCGUGAUGGCCUACUUAAAAAUCCCAAGGAAGUGCAAAAGGAAUAUGAAGACAAAUCUGAACAGUCUUAUAAUUCCCCUUCUCCUCAACAGACAGUGAGAAGGAAUUUGGAUUUCGAACCUCUUUCUACCACAGCUCUUAUACUUGAAGAUCGACCAUCAAAUCUCCCAGCAAAACCAGCAGAAGAAGCUCAGAAACACAGACAGCAAUAUGAAGAAAUGGUGGCUCAGGCAAAGAAGAGAGAACUGAAAGAUGCACAAAAGAGGAGAAAGCAAUUGGAAGAAAGAUGCAAGCUGGAGGAAAGUAUUGGAAAUGCUGCCUUGACUUGGAAUCAGGAAAUUUUACCAAACUGGGAGGCAAUGUGCCAUUCUCGAAAAGUGCGGGAGUUGUGGUGGCAAGGUAUACCUCCGUGUGUGAGAGGAAAAGUGUGGAGCCUGGCUAUUGGCAAUGACCUAAAUAUAACCCAUGAACUGUAUGAUAUCUGUCUUGCACGAGCUAAAGAAAAAUGGAAGUCCUUGCCAGUUGCAAGCCCAGAGGCUGAAAGUGAAGAACCUGUAGUACCUUUGGCUGACAAAGAAGGAAGUCUGGAACUUAUAAAACUAGACAUUUCACGAACAUUUCCUAAUCUCUGUAUUUUUCAGAAGGGAGGUCCAUAUCAUGACAUGCUGCAUAGCAUUUUGGGAGCAUAUACCUGCUAUAGACCUGAUGUUGGAUACGUGCAAGGAAUGUCUUUUAUUGCAGCAGUUUUGAUUCUUAAUCUGGAUACUGCAGAUGCCUUCAUUGCUUUUACCAACCUUCUGAAUAAGCCUUGCCAAAUGGCAUUCUUUCGGGUGGACCAUAGCCUUAUGUUGACCUAUUUUGCAGCUUUUGAAGUAUUCUUCGAAGAAAAUUUACCAAAGUUGUUUGCUCAUUUUAAAAAGAGUAACUUAACUCCAGAUAUUUAUUUAAUUGACUGGAUUUUCACAUUGUACAGCAAGUCAUUGCCAUUAGAUCUUGCCUGUCGUGUUUGGGAUGUUUUUUGCCGUGAUGGGGAUGAAUUUCUUUUCCGUACAGCUCUGGGUAUCUUGAAACUUUAUGAAGAUAUUUUAACCAAAAUGGAUUUUAUCCACAUUGCUCAGUUCCUGACAAAGCUACCAGAGGAUAUUCCUACUGAAGAGCUAUUUGCAGCUAUUGCUGCCAUCCAAAUGCAAAGCAGAAACAAAAAAUGGACUCAGGUACUUUCUGCAUUACAAAGAGACAACAAAGAACAGGAACGAUGUAGCCCAAUAUUAAAACGCUGAAGAUAAAAGCCAUAUAGCAAGAAUAAAAACUGUUGAAGUGAUCAAGUGUUACAGGGCAGGCCCUGAAUAUCAAGAAAUUGCUGUUUUAAUUUGCAAAGAACUUGUUAUAAGGAAUUUCUUUUUCGUUUAUGCUGGAGUUGUCCUUGAGCAAAGGACUAAAGCCUUAAUAUUUAUCUUGCUGUAUGUAUAAUGAAAAGUGCAAUCUUAUUGAAUGCAGUGUUAAAUAAUGGGAUAGAAAAACUCUUUUUAUAGGUUUUAUUUGAAUGUUUCCAGUCACCUUUUCUGUCACUUUAGGCCUCCUGUUUCCUUCCAUAAAUAAAUCUGUGUUAAGUUUAAAUACAUUUUAAUUUUUGAUAAAUUUAUUUCUGUACACUGAACAUAAUAUGCUGAAAACACUGUUUGAUAUUUUUUUGUAAAUUCCUAGGUGUAUUUAAUCUGAAAAUAAACUGUUUUUACCUA